Messenger RNA from Rubroshorea leprosula, 818 nucleotides. NCBI's taxonomy places the organism in Eukaryota, Viridiplantae, Streptophyta, Magnoliopsida, Malvales, Dipterocarpaceae. The record is from the annotation of a GenBank genome assembly.
ACCUGCAAAGUCCUAAUAAUUUCGAUCAGGCUGCGUUUUGGCAAUUUUGGGCUUUGGUUUCGAGCGGAGAAGCUUGCCGGAGAGAGAGUCGAAGUUUCUUCAACCUUCGAAAAUGGCCGACGACGACUACAACGAUAUUGACAUGGGAUAUGAGGAUGAGCCUCCAGAGCCAGAAGUUGAAGAGGGUGUUGAGGUGGAAGAGGAAAACAAUAACAAUGAUGAUGUUCCGGUAGAACCACUUGAAACUGAGGACAGACAGGAGCAGGAGUCCAAAGAAAAAACUCGCAAAACAUCUAAAUACAUGACAAAAUAUGAACGUGCUAGAAUAUUGGGUACCCGUGCUCUGCAGAUCAGCAUGAAUGCUCCUGUUAUGGUUGAGCUGGAGGGGGAGACUGACCCACUUGAGAUUGCCAUGAAGGAGCUUCGUGAACGCAAGAUCCCUUUUACAAUUCGUCGCUACUUGCCUGAUGGAAGUUAUGAAGACUGGGGAGUAGAUGAGCUGAUUGUGGAAGACUCGUGGAAGAGGCAAGUUGGUGGAGAUUGAUGCUGUUUGGAGAUUGAUGUUGUUUUGCUAUGUAAAAGGGAAAUUCAAUAUGCACAUCAUGUUCUGCUUAGAUCUUAGAGAUGUUAAAUUCCAAAUUAAGUAAGACUGAUCUGAACACAUGCUAUGUUUUGUACUAAAAAAAAGCACUCUAUGUCUGCUCUGAACCACUUUUAAGUGGGACGUUAUGCAAGGCUAGCAUUAGUAUGCAUUCUGAAAUCUAAAUCUGAUCCAUGUGGUGUUGAAUCUAUUUCAAGUACAAUAUCCUGUUAUGGGC